Molecule: messenger RNA, 1662 nt
Organism: Habropoda laboriosa
Lineage: Eukaryota; Metazoa; Arthropoda; Insecta; Hymenoptera; Apidae
Product: dual specificity mitogen-activated protein kinase kinase 4-like
Biological process (GO): protein phosphorylation; MAPK cascade
Molecular function (GO): ATP binding; JUN kinase kinase activity
Source: RefSeq, a predicted model, not a curated record
ACAAGCAGAAGUAACUUAAAACAAGAAGUUUUUCUUAAGUUACUAAAAUUUUGGUAUAGAUUAAUGUAAAUUUACCAUCAGCUUUCAUUCUUACUUACGCACACACAUUGUAUUUAAUAAAAGGGAGCUAAAUUACGGUUAAAAUCAAGUGUUUGAGAAAACGUAAGGUUUUUCUACACACUGUUUACAACGGAACGAAAUUGCACAAAUGGUGCGUUCGCUGCGAAAUACAUAUGCUAGAUUGUUAAAAUCUUGCGGGAAGGUCUCCUAAAAGGAGUGCCUUUGAUAAGAGGUUUUUCUCCUGGUAGUUAAAUAUUAAGAAUCUUAAAAAUGACGGAAAACCGCGGGAAUUUUUCAACUGCGACUAAUCAAAGUUCUAGCAGACCAUUUAAUUUUCAACACUUGGAUUUUGGAUCUAUUAACGAUGUUCAAAAUGAAAUGUCAGAAAAGCGAAGACAAUUCAAGCUUAAUUUUCAAACACAAGGUAGUAAUAUACCAUUUACCAAUUCAACAAAUUCAUCUCUUUCUAAUUCAACGGGAUCUGCAGCUUGUUUGCCAAUAUCUUCUCGUCCAAAUUUGCCUUUAUCUUUACCUAAACUACCAGUGAGACCAUGUAUUGCAGUUCCACAAGAAUUGCCUGAUAAAGCAAGGGAUAAACUACGAAUGUGUCAGUCAAUGCAAAGUACUGGAAAAUUGCAGCUAUCACCAAAUGUAGUAUUUGAUUUCACAAGUGAAGAUCUUCGAGAUCUGGGAGAAAUAGGGCGUGGAGGGUUUGGUACUGUAAAUAAAAUGAUUCAUAGGAUAAGUGAUACUGUUAUGGCUGUGAAGAGAAUUCGUUCUACAGUGGAUGAAAGGGAGCAAAAACAACUAUUAAUGGAUUUAGAAGUUGUAAUGAAGUCUAAUGAAUGCCCAUGCAUUGUGCAAUUUUAUGGAGCUUUAUUUAAAGAAGGUGACUGUUGGAUUUGCAUGGAGCUCAUGGACACCUCACUAGAUAUAUUUUAUAAGUUUAUUCAUGAGGUAUUAAAGGAAAGAAUACCAGAACGUAUUUUAGGAAAAAUUACUGUUGCCACAGUAAAGGCGUUAAAUUACCUCAAGGAAAAAUUAAGAAUAAUUCAUAGAGAUGUAAAACCUAGCAAUAUACUGUUAGAUCGACACGGAAAUAUAAAACUUUGUGAUUUUGGUAUAUCAGGACAAUUGGUGGACUCUAUUGCACGAACCCGAGAUGCUGGAUGUAGACCAUACAUGGCACCAGAAAGGAUAGAUCCUCAACGUGCAAAAGGUUAUGACGUUAGAAGUGAUGUAUGGUCACUAGGGAUUACAUUAAUGGAAAUUGCAACUGGUUAUUUUCCUUAUCCAAAAUGGAAUUCAGUUUUUGAACAACUUUACCAAGUAGUUCAAGGUGAUCCACCACGAUUAUCUCCUAACGAAAAUGGAAACCACUUUACUAUGGACUUCGUAAAUUUUGUGAACACAUGGAAUUUAUAUUUAUUUAUAUAAUUAUUUAAGGAAGAGACACAGCGACCGAAAUACAACAAAUUGUUAGAACAUCCUUUCAUCAGAAAGGCGGAAGAAGAUACAGUUGAUGUUUCGGCUUAUAUAAGUGGCGUUCUCGAUAACAUGUCUCUCAGGGGAUUGACGCCUUUUACUACUAAUCGGCAUUAA